Molecule: messenger RNA, 1473 nt
Organism: Lactuca saligna
Lineage: Eukaryota; Viridiplantae; Streptophyta; Magnoliopsida; Asterales; Asteraceae
Source: the annotation of a GenBank genome assembly
AUGGAGAUGGAGAUGUCCGACAGUGAAGUUGUUAGAGUUGAAAUACCGCGGGGCAAUCUACCGGAAGUCGCCGACAACAUUAACCAUGGCUUUGCUCAAGAGUGGGAAGAUUGUCUUCAAAACAGUGAGACCACAAAACGUUCAGAACGUAAACGAAAAAUGGAGAAAGUACCUUCAUUACUCUUGAAAGGCAAAAAAGGUCGAAGAAAUCGCCAAUGCUACCAGCCAGCAGUGAUUUCACUUGGUCCUUACCACCAUAAACGAGACGACCUUGUCGCAGCUGAGAAAUACAAGCUCAUAACACUCGAGGAGUAUCGCUUAAGCUGCGGAACUCGAACUUCCAUGGAUUCGUUAUACAAAAAGGUCUUCGAAGUUGUACAUGAUGCUAGAAAUUGCUAUAUCGAUGGUUCUACAGAUGAAUACAACGAUGAGGAAUUUAAUCGAAUGAUGUUACAUGAUGGUUGCUUCAUUUUGUUCUUUAUAGAGUGUGUUGCUAGUCACCCGAAUACUUUGGCAAUGCUAAAUAAUGAGUAUUUAGGCGCAUUGGGCUUCGCGCACGUAACUCGUGACAUUUUGUUGCUCGAGAACCAAAUCCCGUUUAUAGUACUCCAAGUUUUGUUGGAUUUGCGAUUCCCAAAAGAUAGAGGCGAAAAUAUCUUAAAUGACUUCUUUAACUACUUGAAGUAUGGUGAAAUCUCCACGAAGGAAAAAAAGGUGCUUGGAAAGAAGAAACCUCUUCAUCUUCUCGAGCUUUACAGGUCCCAUUUCAUCUCGCUUUCCUCCUCUUCGAUAAAAAAGAUUGACGAUGAUGCUAAUGAAAAAUGGAAUUAUGUAAAGAGAAAUCGAUCUUUUCCAUCAAUCAUGGAACUCAAAGCUAAAGGAAUUUUCUUGAAAUGUACUAAAUUCGAGGACGAGUCUUCUACCGAAAACAUCAAGUUUCAUUCACAUUGUUAUUAUGGUAAGCUUGAGCUUGUGCGUCAGUCUGUUUACUUGAAUUCAAAAUCUAUUUACUUAAACAUGAUCGCUUAUGAGAUGUGCCCUCAUAAUCCAAAUGACUUUCGAGUUUCAACUUAUAUUCGAGUAAUGAAAUCAUUGGUUGUUCAUCAUGAUGACGUGAAGGAGUUACGAAACAACAACAUAUUGCUUCAUAGUCUUGGUCGAGAUGAAGACGUGGUGAAGAUGUAUGAUGAUAUUGAGGCACCGGCUGUGAAUCUCUACAUGUUUAACCAGCUCCGGCAAGGCAUUGAGAAGCAUUGUACUAACAAGUAUAAAAUGUGGGUGGCGGAGCUGAUUAACGUCCACUUUAGUAGUCCAUGGAAGACGGUGGCUUUAUUUGUGGCUACUUCUAUUUUGUUUAUUAGUUUUGUACAGACUUACUUCACCAUUAAGCCACUUCCAGAUGACUCCACUAGGGAUAUUCUCAAGCUUUUGAGACAAUUUGAAUACUCUAAGCCUCCCUCUACACCUGUUUGA